AUGACCCAAAAUCUCAACAUUCUGAUCGUCAACCCAAUUUUUGGCUUUAGUCAUGUCAAAUUUCUGUCCACUCUUGCUGAUAUUAUUGCAGAGCGAGGACAUAAUGUGACAGUCCUUCAACCAUUCCACAUCGCAAUGAACAAUUUGGACGGGUUGAUCAAAGACAAAUCUGUGAAAAUCAUGAAUUACUAUCCUGACAACUUUUCGGAGUUGGAGAAAAAUGAGGAGCAAACUUUUAAAAUGGCAUGGGACUCGAAAUUGAUGCAGAAUCCGAUUCUAGGAGCACUGUUCUCUGGUAUGGUGGCUAAACAGUUCAAGAAUACGGUAAUCAAAAUGCUCCGAGACGAAAAGCUACACAAAGAGCUCUCCUCCUACAACUUUGAUGCAGUUUUGGUGGAAACUUUUGAAAUUUCUGGAUUCUACCUCGCUGAAAGUCUACAGAUCCCUGCAAUCGCUGUCCUUUCUGCAGUACGUUAUCCAGUAUUCGAUGAGCUGUUUGGACAGUCAUCUACUCUAGGAUACAUCCCAGCAACUGGCUCAUCCCUACCACCAAAGGCUGGAUUCUUCUCACGCUUGAACGAUGUCUACAACACGUUUUUCCUCUCCAUUGGUCAAAAGGCAAUGAACAAUGCGCAAUACAACGUGAUCAAAGAAGCAAUCGGAAGGAAACCCACCGCAUGGCAAGAUCUUGUUCAAAGAUCGCCGGUUUAUAUAGUCAACGCUAAUCCGUAUUUGAAUUUCGCGGUUGCCAGGCCAGGAAAUGUUGUUCAAAUUGGAGGAAUCACUAUGUUAAAGAAGGGAACGCUGAAGAAAAUUGAGCUGCCAGAGGAAUAUGAGAAGAUCUUGAAUGAGCGAGAGUCGAGUGUAUUCAUUUCAUUUGGAUCUGUGGUCAGAGCGUAUGAGAUGCCAGAAAACUUCAAAAAAGGAAUCCUCAAAAUGUUCGAACUUCUUCCGGAUGUCACAUUUAUAUUCAAGUAUGAAGACGAGCUAGAAGAAGACAUGAACAGCCGAAUUCCCAAAAAUGUCUAUCUCAAAAAAUGGGUUCCUCAACCAGCUCUUCUCCUAGAUGACCGUCUGAAAGUCUUCGUCACCCAUGGAGGCCUGGGAAGCACUAUGGAAGUUGCGCAUUCGGGAAAGCCAGCGCUAAUGGUCCCUCUGUUUGCUGACCAAUUUGAAAACGCGCAAAUGUUGGCUCGCCAUGGUGGAGCUGUUGAUUAUAACAAGUUCGAUUUGGCGAAUGGGAAAAAAAUGGCGAAAGUACUCAAGGAAAUGAUUAGCAAUCCGAGCUAUCAGAAAAAUGCACAAGAGCUUCAGAAAGUGUUGUUGAAUCAACCAAUCAAUCCAAAAGAAAAUUUUAUUCAACACCUGGAGUUUGCCUGUAAGUUUCCCACGUGGCAAAGUCAAACACCCGGAAUCAGUAGAUCUGGUUUCAUCCCCUACUAUUAUCUCGAUGUGAUUCUGUUUCUUAUUGCUACCCCAGCCACACUGAUCGGAGCUUUCACAUAUCUGAUGGUCCGUAUUUUUUCAUGA
Caenorhabditis briggsae is the source of this 1530-nucleotide messenger RNA. The transcript has 6 exons. Gene Ontology annotation, molecular function: UDP-glycosyltransferase activity. The record is from RefSeq and is a predicted model, not a curated record. NCBI's taxonomy places the organism in Eukaryota, Metazoa, Nematoda, Chromadorea, Rhabditida, Rhabditidae. The coding region runs from base 1 to 1530 and encodes 509 amino acids.